Molecule: messenger RNA, 1142 nt
Organism: Emericellopsis atlantica
Lineage: Eukaryota; Fungi; Ascomycota; Sordariomycetes; Hypocreales; Bionectriaceae
Exons: 2
Coding region: 200-976 (258 amino acids)
Molecular function (GO): oxidoreductase activity, acting on the CH-OH group of donors, NAD or NADP as acceptor
Source: RefSeq, a predicted model, not a curated record
CAUCGCCGACGAUUGCCUCAUUCGGACUGGGCGGCACGUCUCCAGCGAGCGCGGGGCAGCAUUUACCGAGAGAACCCCCACCAUCAUAUUCCCCCAACGUCCAGCGUGAGCUUGUUGAAGACUGAAUGCGAAUCUUGACUGUAAUCAUCUGUGCAGACCUUCAUCAGACUUGCCUUCGAGGUGCUUGAAACCGCGCAUCAUGAGUCUCUUCAGCUUAAAAGACCACACAGCCCUCGUCACGGGAGGCACCCGGGGCAUUGGCCAGGCCGUCGCGCUGGCCCUCGCCGAAGCCGGAGCUGACAUUCUCCUUGUCCAGCGCGAUACGUCCAACACAAAGACCAAGGAGCAGAUUGAAGCUCUAGGGCGCAAGGCAACAAUCUACACCUGUGAGCUGUCCUCGCCGGAAUCUGUCGCCUCGCUCGUCCCCAAGGUCCUUGCCGAUGGUCACGAGAUUCGUAUUCUGGUGACCUGCGCUGGGAUCCAGCGACGUCACCCCGCCGAUGUGUUUCCCGACAGCGACUUCAACGAGGUCAUGCAAGUCAACCUCAACUCCGUCUUCACAAUGUGCCGGGACAUUGGCGCACACAUGCUCACGCUGGAACCUUCCCCCGUGACGGGUCGCAAGGGCUCCAUCAUCAACUUUGCCUCGCUGCUCACCUUUCAAGGCGGCCUCAACGUCCCAGCCUACGCUGCCUCCAAGGGUGCGGUCGGCCAGCUGACCAAGAGCAUGGCCAAUCAGUGGAGUGACAAGGGCAUCACCGUGAAUGCCAUUGCGCCCGGCUACAUUGCGACAGACAUGAAUGAGGCCCUGCUCAAGGACGAGAAGAGGCUGAAGAGCAUCUCGGAGAGGAUUCCAGCGGGCCGAUGGGGCACACCAGAGGACUUCAAGGGGACGGCAGUGUACUUGGCGAGCAGCUCAAGCGGGUACGUAAGCGGGCAUGUGCUGACGGUUGAUGGCGGCUGGAUGGGUCGGUAGGAGACAAGGUGUUGGAAAUUGGACUGUUUUGAUAUUGUCUGCUUCGAACAACUGUCCAAGCCUGCCUACAGGCCCGGGUGACUGGGUGCGUUGCCUGCAACGUGCUCAUGUUUGGCAUAGACCACCUUUCUCUUACUGAUAGACCGCAAGAAUCUGCCAUCCAGGG